CAAAAGUUGGGCAUGGAACCAAUAAACAAAGUGAUCCAGAUAAACUGCAUGGACACGAAAUCGUCUAAGAGCAUGACAGAUGUAUGCUUUCCCAUUACAAUAAUCAAACUCACAUAAUCACUCAUCAUUCAUCUCCGAUAGCGAUAUCAUCACUUUCCAUCUUGGAUUCCACUUCCACCACUUAUUUAACGGACCAAAUUGAAUUGAAACCAUCCAGUGUACGUACUUCCUUCUUCACAUUAUUUGGUGUAGUUGGUGAAGCUUCACUGUUUAAAUCCAUGGCGACAGCUAAAUUAAGCAGAACACACAGUAUGCGUGAUCGUGUUCAAGAAACCCUAGCUGCUAAUCGCAACGAGAUCGUUUCUCUUCUCUCCAGGUAUGUGGCGCAGGGGAAGGCUAUAUUGCAGCCUCAUCAGAUACUUGAUGAACUUGAGAAUAUUAUUGGCGAUGAGGCUUCGCGCCAAAAACUAACUGAUGGUCCGUUUGGAGAUGCUUUGAAGACUGCUCAGGAAUGCAUAGUCCUACCUCCAUUUGUAGCUUUAGCAGUUCGUCCAAGACCUGGUGUUUGGGAAUACGUGCGUGUUGAUGCAUACCAACUAAGUGUGGAACAGCUGACUGCUUCAGAGUAUCUUGUCUUCAAGGAAGAACUUGUCGGGCAGCCUAAUAGCUCUUAUGUGCUUGAGCUGGAUUUUGAGCCAUUCAAUGCUUCUUUUCCUAAACCAACCCGCUCUUCAUCCAUUGGCAAUGGAGUUCAGUUCCUCAAUCGCCACCUGUCUUCAAGCAUGUUCCGCAGCAAAGAUUGUCUAGAACCACUCCUGGAUUUCCUACGCACGCACAGACAUGAUGGACAUGUAAUGAUGUUGAAUGACCGCAUACAAAACAUGUCUAGACUUCAAUCUUCUUUGUCUAAGGCAGAUGAUUAUCUUUCUAAGCUACCGUCCGAUACAGCAUACUCUGAGUUUCAACACGAUUUGCAAGGAAUGGGAUUUGAAAGAGGAUGGGGAAACAAUGCUGAAAGGACCCUUGAGAUGAUGCAUCUUCUCUCGGACAUUCUCCAAGCUCCGGAUCCUUCCAUUUUGGAAACUUUUCUUGGUAGAAUACCUAUGGUGUUUAAUGUUGUCAUUUUGUCUAUACAUGGUUACUUUGGGCAAGCAAAUGUUUUGGGCUUGCCCGAUACCGGUGGCCAGAUUGUAUAUAUACUGGAUCAAGUCCGUGCGUUGGAGAAUGAGAUGCUUCUUAAAUUAAAGCAUCAAGGACUGGAUAUCAAACCAAGGAUUCUUAUUGUGACUCGGCUGAUACCAGAUGCAAAAGGUACUUCAUGUAACCAGCGACUGGAAAAAGUCAGUGGAACUGAACACACGCAUAUACUGCGUGUUCCUUUCAGGACCGAGAAAGGGAUUCUUCGUAAAUGGAUCUCAAGGUUUGAUGUAUGGCCUUAUUUGGAGAAUUUUGCUGCGGAUGCAGCAAGUGAGAUUUCUGCUGAGUUGCAUGGUGCUCCAGAUCUUAUAAUUGGAAAUUAUAGUGAUGGAAAUCUUGUUGCCUCUUUAUUAUCUUACAAAAUGGGAGUAACCCAGUGCAACAUUGCUCAUGCUUUGGAGAAAACAAAGUACCCAGAUUCCGACUUAUAUUGGAAGAAAUUCGACGAGAAAUAUCACUUUUCUUGUCAAUUUACUGCCGAUCUUUUAGCCAUGAACAAUGCAGAUUUUAUCAUCACAAGCACAUACCAAGAGAUUGCGGGAACGAAAAAUACCAUCGGACAAUACGAGAGUCAUUCAUCUUUCACUCUUCCAGGCCUCUACAGGGUUGUUCAUGGUAUUGACGUUUUUGACCCUAAGUUCAACAUUGUGUCUCCAGGGGCAGAUAUGACCAUUUACUUUCCAUUCACCGAGAAGGAAAAAAGACUUACAUCUCUUCAUGCUAAAAUUGAGAAGCUAUUGUUUGACCCUCAGCAGAACGAAGAGCACAUUGGAAAUCUGAGUGAUCGAUCAAAACCAAUGAUUUUUUCAAUGGCAAGACUUGAUCAUGUGAAGAACAUUACGGGUCUGGUUGAGUGGUAUGCUAAGAAUAAUAAGCUUAGGGAACUAGCAAACCUUGUUGUGGUUGCCGGUUACAAUGAUGUGAAGCGAUCUAAUGACAGAGAAGAAAUUGCAGAAAUUGAAAAAAUGCAUGAUCUUUUUAAGAAAUACAAAUUAGAUGGUCAGGUAAGAUGGAUUUCCGCACAAACAAACCGUGCACAAAAUGGUGAACUUUAUCGCUAUAUUGCUGAUGGACGAGGAGUCUUUGUACAGCCUGCUUUUUAUGAAGCGUUUGGGCUUACAGUGGUGGAAGCGAUGACUUGUGGGCUUCCAACAUUUGCAACUUGCCAUGGUGGUCCAGCAGAGAUAAUUGAAGAUGGUGUUUCCGGUUUCCACAUUGAUCCAUAUCAUCCAGAUACUGCAGCAGUCACAAUGGUUAAUUUUUUUCAGAAAUGCAAGGAGGACAAGACUUACUGGAUGACGAUAUCUGACGGAGGGCUUAAAAGAAUAUAUGAAAGGUACACAUGGAAGAUUUACUCCGAACGUUUAAUGACACUAGCUGGAGUUUAUAGCUUCUGGAAGUAUGUCUCGAAACUUGACAGGCGUGAAACAAGACGAUAUCUUGAGAUGUUUUAUAUUCUUAAGUUCCGUGAUCUGGUGAAAUCCGUUCCAGUCGCUAUUGAUGAUGAGGCCUAGGUGAAAGCCCAUAAAGGUAGCCUCUUCUAUAUAUGGGCUAUGUAUUUGGGUUAGCUUAAAUAAAAUUUGAACUGGGUAUAAUAGUUGCAGAUUGAUGAUCUGUUUGAUUGUAUAAAUGUAAGGCAUGUGAUGUAGCCUUUCUAGCAUGAUACUGUCUUAUAUAGCUGUUUAAUAAUCCAUAACUGCUUGCCCAUAAUGCUAGUUUUAAGGCUCUUCAUGACGCGA
Helianthus annuus (common sunflower) is the source of this 2936-nucleotide messenger RNA. RefSeq names its product sucrose synthase 2. Gene Ontology annotation, molecular function: sucrose synthase activity. The coding region runs from base 84 to 2711 and encodes 875 amino acids. Lineage: Eukaryota; Viridiplantae; Streptophyta; Magnoliopsida; Asterales; Asteraceae. The transcript is spliced from 15 exons. Gene Ontology annotation, biological process: sucrose metabolic process. The record is from RefSeq and is a predicted model, not a curated record.